UGGUCUGCGUCUCCAUGGUGAUUCCCGAGUCAUCGCGAGCGCUCGGUGUUCGAUUGCUCUACCUGUUGCUAUGACGCAGUUACUAUGGGGUUUGAGCCGAGCGCGCAUGCGCAGUAGCGUUGCUGCGGGGUGUCAUGGCGGCCGGUAGUGGUGUCAACACAAAUCUAACCGAGUAACAGGGCUUAAAGAGAAGAGUUAGGGUCGGCGAUGUACUCCGGAAAGGUGAGGAUUUCACACUGCUGAUCUCCACGAAGCGUUUCACUGACACCAACACAAAGAAUUCAUCAUGAAAUGAUCCGUUAUGCAGUUAGAAAAUUAGCAGUGCAGUUAAAUAAAGACCUAAAAUAACAAAAGAAGACACAUGGAGAUCUGACGAUUUAAUAAGGCACAUGAGGAGCCAAGAGGAGGAGAGGAGGAGGAGAGAGCGCUCACAGCGAGACCCAGAGAGAGAGAGGAGGAAGCACAGGGAGGAAAGUGGCAGGAGAGGAGAAGCCAGGGAUGAGAGAGAGAGAGAGCGGGGUGAGGCGGAGCACAGAGACAGAGAGAAAGAGCGGCAGAGAGAUAGGGAUAAGGACAGAGACAGAGAAAAAGAGAAAGAAAGAGACAGAGAUGGAUUGAGGGAGAGGGUGAAAGAGAGAGACAAGGAAAAAGAUUUAGAGAGGGAAAAGAGGAAUAGGGAGAAAGAUAGAGACCGGAAUAAAGAGAGGGAUAGGGAAAAGGAGGGAGGGAGAGAAAAGGGGGACAGAGGAAAAGAUGGAGAGAGACAAAAAAGGGAGAGGGAAAAGGACAGAGAGAGAGAAAAGGGGGACAGAGAAAAAGACAGAGAGAGACAAAAAAGGGAGAAGGAAAAGGAGAGAGAUAAGCUGAAGGAGAGAGGGAGAGAUAGAGGGGAAGAGAGGGAUAGGGAGAAAGACAGAGAGAGGGAGAGAAGGAGGGCAGAGCGAGAGAAUGAAAGAAGAAAAGAGAAGGAAAUUAGUGUAGAUGGGGACGACAAGUUCAGGGAGAGAGAGCGAGACAGGAAAGAGAGGCACAGAGAGAGGGAGCAUCAUCGUGGAGGUGAAGAACAGGAUAAAGAACGGAGAGAGCAAGAAAGACGAGAGAAACACGGCCACAGACAGCACACUGGAAAAACAGACGGAGAGGAAAGAAGAGAGUGGAGGAGAAGAGAGAUAGAGCAGCAUGUAAAAUUCAACCAUGAGGAUGGAGAGAUCGAGCAGAGACACAGACACCAGGCCGGAGAUGGAGUGAUGGAGAGAGAGGAGAGGGAUAAACGGAGAGAACAGAGGAACGACGAUUCGAAUCAGAGACCCAGAGAGCAUGAGAGCAAGCACAGUGAAACUAAGCAGGAGGUGGGAAAUGACGUGACUGAGGACAACUGUGAAGGAGCAGAGGAUUAUGGGAAUGAAGAUUAUGAGGAUGAUUUUGAGGACUACGAGGAAGACUUUGAGGAGUUUGAUGAGGACAAAGAAGAAGAAGAAGAGGUGCGUGAAAGUGAAAAGAGGGAAGCAGAGCGGGAGAUGAGUCCACGCAGCAGACGGGAGGUCGAGGACAUCCGGAGAGCCAUGGAGAAGGAGAACGAGCUGCUCGGAACGGCACGGUCCACACCCUCGACCCAGGGGUCUGAGAUCUCCGACAGAGUGAGUGCCGACUCAAGGAGAAGUCGCACGUACGGCCGGGUCAUCGACUUCACCGCAGCGAGGCAGAGAGAGAUAAACCAGGAAGCGGCCGAUAAACAGAAGAAACGCAGCACCGAGCUCCUGCGCCUCAUCGAGCUGGACUAUUCCGUCACCGAGAGUCUCCUGGAUCUGCCUCCAGUCCGCGAGUACGACUUGUACAUCAAGAGCUACGGGACGGCCAACACCAAGCAGGCCUACGUGCAGUGCAACGAGGACAACAUCGAGCGAGACACUCAGACGGACGAGGCGGACAUCGCGGACAAGUGGACACAACAUCCGCCGGAGACCAGCGUCGCGUGUGGAGACCCUCAGAUUUCCCACAAUGCAUCAGGCGAGUCUGUCACCAGGAUGAGCGUGGACUCCAAGCGACUCGCCGCGUUCCUCAGUUCUGCCACGCAGGUGAUGGCAGUGUUGCUGGAGGAAAACAUCGCUCAGAGCAACUCGGUGAAAAAGCUGCAGUCACAUACACACACACUCUCCUUCAGUGACGGCUGUGUUCAUCUCAAUACCCAGCUGAACUUUCUACAAGGUCGACAGGUGACGUUGUUGCACUUCUCCCAGACGCAGACUCACACCUUGCUCUCCGUUCACUCCCCGCGCUCCGGCUCCAGCGACGUCACACUCGACAGUAAGACGCUGGUGUGUGUGUGGAACAUCUGGGAGCCGUCCACACCUCAGAGGAUCCUCGUCUGUGAAGCUGAGGUGCGGAGCUGCUGCUUCAGUCCCGGGAAGGCCGCGCUGGUGUUUGCUGGGACAGAUGUGGGCUCUGUGCUGGUGUGGGAUCUGAGAGAACAUUCCGGCUCUCAUUCGCACGUCAGAGUGUGUGAGGAGGAGUGGACACUGCGUCACCCGACCUUCUCCACCGACGCUGUGCUGUCAGGAGCAGGGCAUUUCUCUUCCGUAGUGUCCGUCGAGCCAGUCCUGGUCAACGUGGGGGCGGGGCUUAGAGAUCCACUGCUGCCGGACCAAGAAGAGUCACUGGGUCUGUCAUUCCAGCUGGGGUCACUGGAUGAAAACGGACUCCUGAAUCUUUGGGUUGUAGUCGAGUUGCCCAAAGCUGAUGAUUCUGGAUCCCAAACAGACCUGGGUCUGCGUCCAGGUGGUAAAGUGAAGCUCCUCCACAGUUCCUCUCUACAGACCACACCUCAACUGGACAAGGGGGUCAUUGGGGUCACAUCUCACCUGAGAUUUGUCCUGAAAUUCCUCCCCUCAGAUUCUAACCACUACUUCAUUGGCAGUAACAUGGGUUUGGUGAGACAUGGUACCAGACACGGACUCCGAGCCGUUCCGAAGCUCUACAGGCCUAAAGAUGGAGAGAGACUAGCGGAUGUCACGGCUCUAGAGUUCUGCCCCACCGGAGAACCUUUCUUUCUGGUGGGCUGCAGUGACGGUUCGGUGCGUCUCCAUGCCUUGGUGUGUGAGGAGGCGGUGUGUGAGUGGACCCUGGGUUCGGGUCGUGCUGCGGUUCAGUGUCUGCACUUUUCCCCGACGCGGUGCUCCGUGUUCUGCGCGCUGGACUCUACAUCUGUCCUGCACAUCUGGGAUCUCACACAGAGAGACGAGUCUCCGCUCCUCACCCAGGACCUCCACACUGACCCCGUCUCAGCCAUGGCCGUGUCCGGAGACGCCUCCACGCAGAACCCGUACUCCAGCAUCGCUCUGGCUAAAGACUCGGGCAGGCUGGAGAUCCACUUCCUGCUUCCCUCGCUCACACUUCCUCAAGCCUCGGACACGGGGAAACUCCACUCGCUGGCACAGGACACACUCUGAACUCUACACACACUAGGGCUGCAACUAACCAUUAUUUUCAUAAUCGAUUAGUUGUCCGAUCAAUCGAUUAAUCGGAUGGGGGCGGGGCAAACUUUCAGUACACUUUUUUUAAUAUACACAAAUAUAAACUUCAGACUAAAACUUUACACGUCUGUUUGUCCAAAACAGAAAAGAACCCAACACACACACACACACACACACACACACACACACACACACACACACACACACCAGAAUAUAUAUUAUUAAUUCAGGGCUGUAGUUUAAUUCUGAGCUUUUUCGGAACUCAGUCCAACACACACACACACACACACACACACACACACACACACACACAGAUCAGAAACUCAGCACUAAGCUACAACAUGGAUUGUGUUCAUUUAUUUUCUCGCUCUUUACUCUUCACUCUGUUUUUGUUAAAUUAAUCUGAUUAUUUCAGUGAUUUUGAUCUUAUUUGGUCUUUGUUAUUGUUCUUUCUAAGAAAUGUCUGGUUAGAUCAAACACUUUUAUACCUCAGGAGUACCAGACAGUCUCUGUGUGUGUUUCAGCGUUUUCACUGCAGUUAUACAGGCAGGUGUUUCUGUUAAAGGUCCAUUAGCAUUUCUUCACAUAAAAGCUGUUUCUAUUUUUGUAUUAAAUAUGUAUUAUUAUU
Molecule: messenger RNA, 4098 nt
Organism: Ictalurus punctatus (channel catfish)
Lineage: Eukaryota; Metazoa; Chordata; Actinopteri; Siluriformes; Ictaluridae
Gene: dync2i1
Product: dynein 2 intermediate chain 1
Exons: 21
Coding region: 390-3446 (1018 amino acids)
Biological process (GO): intraciliary transport
Cellular component (GO): cytoplasmic dynein complex
Molecular function (GO): dynein heavy chain binding; dynein light chain binding
Source: RefSeq, a predicted model, not a curated record